Molecule: messenger RNA, 1416 nt
Organism: Torulaspora delbrueckii
Lineage: Eukaryota; Fungi; Ascomycota; Saccharomycetes; Saccharomycetales; Saccharomycetaceae
Gene: FUS1
Product: Fus1p
Exons: 1
Coding region: 1-1416 (471 amino acids)
Molecular function (GO): protein binding
Source: RefSeq, a predicted model, not a curated record
AUGAGCUCUCCUGCAGUUACAACUAGAACUCUUUAUCCAUCUUCUUACAGCCAGGACCCCUCUAGCUCUUCUACAAGCUCCGUGAGGGUCCCAACAACUAUCACUCAUCUGGUGACAAAGACAUUGGCAUCUGAUAUUCCUUCAAGUGUUCCAUUGAAUGAUUUUAGUGCUGGAUCAAGAACCACUUCCGCGACUACUCUUGGUCUGGCAAUUGGUCUUCCGGUGGGACUUUUUUGUCUGGGUCUAGUGAUAUUUUUGUUUUAUUUCUAUUGGAAGGAUACGAGAAUCGAUUUGGAAACACCCAAGAUUGGGGCCGGAGGUACUUUUAAGCAGCCAGAUGAAAAAGGUUGGCUCUCCAAUAUUUUAUAUGGUAGCGAAAAUGUUGAUGACAAUGAUAGCUAUUUGAACGUGAAGCGGCUACCUUCGAUGUCUUCAAGGAUUCAGUAUAAGAUUUCGAAGCCAAUUCCUCAGCACAUAUUAACACCAAAGGCUCCGAUCUGCAAGGAACCAGCGCAUUCUAUGGAAGUUAGUGAUGACGUCGAUGCACUUUUGUAUACGAAGCCUCCAAACAUAUAUCACAUAGACUCCAAGAUGCCUUCAACAAACAGUCUCGGAGGUCAGCAGUCUUUGCCAUCAGUACGGGCUGGUACAUGCUCUGAUAAGCCGAUUCGGAAAUGGAACUAUCAGUCCCCGCUAUCGAGAUGGUUUCUCCGAAGUUCCACCUAUUUGCAAGAUGGUUUUGCGCUAUCGGGUGCGAUAAAGACACCUACUGUUCAAUUGAAACAGUUGAAGAUUUUAUCACGGAUCCACAAGGAUUACGCAGAUUCUUCACAGUUUCUCUUCGAUGAAAAAUCUCCAAUCUUAGAUAGCACUGGUGGAUCGAGCGAAUCUCCAGAAAGUGUGGAGCCCAGUGGUAUGAUAAAUGAUGUGAAAGUGCUGACACCUUCAUCGGUGGUUUAUGGCACUAUUGAUCCGCAGGUUUUUGAAGUCGGAGACGAAAGCUGGCCAAACGUCAGGCCUCUGGAGCUAAAUCCAGUUCCCAGUAACAUAAAUAAAGCAGGAAAAAAGAGGAAAGGGAGACGUCAUAGCAGGCUGCGAAAACACUUGGAGCAGAUCUCAGAUGUGAAACCAUUACCAAAUGUACCGAAAUCAACGAAAGGGAGUGACGAUAGACUUCGCGUGGGGUACGUUUACAAGAUAAUUCAAGAUUAUAACGCCAGGCUCGCCGAUGAGAUCCACAUUAAAGUGGGUGAUUAUGCAAAAGUGCUUGCUACUCACACAGAUGGCUGGUGCCUUGUUGAAAAAUGUACAGCAGAGGACCAAAGUGGUUCACAAAGCCUACAAGAGAAAAGUGUUAAUGAUAAGGGGUAUUUGAAUGAUGACAGAGGGAUAAUUCCAGGUGACUGUCUGGAGUAA